AUGGAAACCGACGAUAAUAACGCGACCUCUUCUCCCGCGUCCGCCCCCGAUAAUUCACGACGAAGAUCGGGACGCGUUGUGAGAGCACCUCAGAAAUUCUCACCAGAAGCGAACUCAUCACAGAAUGAUCAUACAUCGUCUAAGCGAAAGAGAGGUCGCGAUCGCGAUGAGGAAGACGCCGAGAAUGAUACUCCCGCCGAGGAAGACGAAGAGGAACUUAGUGACCCAGACGAUCAAGACGAUAUUGAAGAAGAAGAAGAACAAACUUCUAGAUCAAAGAAGUCUAAGUCUAAACAAAAACCACGACCCAAAAAGCCGGCGGCGAAGCGCGCAAAGGUAAACGGCAGUGCGCAAAUAGAGACCGGAUCUGCUCCUCUUGCGCCUGCGGUUCGGCUUCCAAAUAGACCUAAGAAGACUGCAAGAGUCGUUAUAGUUCAUCCUGAUGGAGAUGGCCUUUAUGCUGAUGUAUUUGGUUCUGGCGACUCUUCUGACGACGUCGCUGCGAACUGGUUUCAGCGCUACCAGCAAGACGAUGCUAAAGCAUUAGCGGAAGUUAUUAACUGCGUUUUACUUGCGGCAGGCUGUGAGCAACAGUUGACAGAAGACGAUAUUCGAGAUCCUGAUAAUUCUGCAAACAGAUUAUCAGAACUAGAAGAUGCUUAUCAACAGACAAGUAUUUCGGACUAUCCUCUUAUCUCGAGGGCGAAAAGUAGUAAAAACUUUCGAGAUCUCCUUAUUGGGUUUUUCGAAUCCUUAAUUAGUGUCCUCCACCAGACUGACGUUCUUUACAACGACGAGGAUUUAUUGGACAAUAUCCAACGAUGGGUCGGCAUUAUGUCGUCCUCUUCUCUGCGUCCAUUCAGACACACAGCAACGACGGUAGGGUUAGCAAUACUCACUUCACUUAUUGGAGUGACGGAACAACUUGACGAGCGAAUCACAAAGUCGAACCAGGCUCUACAAGCCGAGUCUAAUCGCCGGGGCAAAAACAAGAAUCUCAUCGAGAACACAAAAAAGGCUCUUGAUGCUGCAAAUCAAAAUCGCGAAUUCAUCGACAGCAAAGUCAAGGAUCUUUUCGAUAUUGUCUUUGUGCACCGCUAUCGUGAUAUCGACCCCAAAAUUCGUGCCGAGUGUGUCGAAGCUCUCGGUACCUGGAUUUGCACCCUUCCAACAGUCUACAUGGCCCCUGAAUAUUUACGAUACUUAGGAUGGCUGUUGUCAGAUAUUUCAGUCUCUACUCGAAUAGAGGUUCUCAAGCAGCUAGCAAGAGUCCUGAAACGAGAUGCAGAGAAAUUGGCCCAUUUCAUUGACAGAUUUCGACCUCGCCUUGUUGAGAUGGCGACGAGAGAUUCUGAUGUCUCUGUUCGUGUUACGGCAAUUAGCGUCGUCGACAUACUACGCGCGUCAGGCAUGCUUGAACCUGAAGAAGUCGACUCGGUCAACAAAUUACUUUUCGAUUCCGAAGUUAGGAUACGUAAAGCUGUCGUCGGCUUCUUUUCGGCGCUGGUUCAAGAGCUCAUCGAGAAUAAAGUGGAUGAAAUUGGUGGUAACGACGCACUAGAAGAAGUAUUCGGAGACGAAGACGAAGAUGAAUAUGAUUCACUUCGAAAGGAUUGGAUCAACAUCAAAGCUCUCGCGGAGAAUCUCGCUGUAUAUGACGCUCAACUCGACGAGGAGCAGGACGAGAUACGGCACGGAUUAGAUGUAGCAGCGGACGUGGUAAACGCCAACAUACCAGACUCACGAAUCGCACUGGCAGCUCAAGCUCUUUAUGAGAAAAUUCCCGAAGUUAGCAAUUGGCAAAUCCUUGCCGGCUAUCUACUUUUUGACCACUCGACUAGCACAAAAUCUAGGGCGAGUUCGAAAACUAACUCAAUCGAGGCUGCCACCAAGAAAGCUGUCGCCCCCGAGCCACGAGAGGAGGCUAUUCUGCUCGAGGUCCUUGCGGCGGCUGUACGAGAGAGCCUUGUGCCAUCAGCAGACCAUGACAGGCAUAAGAAGAGAGUCGGUAGGCUUGAGUUAGAUGCGCAAGACGAUGCUGGUAUGAAGCUGGCUGCGCUCAUACCUCGUCUCCUGAAUAAGUUCGGGUCGGACCCUACGAUGGCCGCCAUCGUACUCCGGUUAGAGCAUUUUCUCGAUCUAGAGGUAUUCCAACAGUUGCGUCAAAAUUCGGCAACAUAUGAUAAGCUUCUUGACGAAAUCGCCACUCAAUUUAACCGACAUGUUGACCAGGGGCUUCUUAACGAAGCAACAACAGCAUUCAUCCACGCUAGACAAUACGAAGAGCUUGAGGAAUUGACUGACAACAAGAUAGCAGCACUCUGGGACAAUGCCCUUAAUUCGUUGCGGGGUGUAGAUAAAAUUUGUGAACUCUCAGCUCGAGGCAAUCUUGACCGAGCCACUCUUACUGAACUCUCUCAGAUCCUAAUGAAGCUCAGCAAGUUAGUUAGCAUUUCUGAUUGUGUUGAUAUCCUUGAAACCCCGGGGACAUCGACCGACUCCGACCGACCAGCUAUCAAGGUCCUUAUUAGUAUCGUGCAUCGUGGUCUAUUAACAGAGUCAAACGAAGACUUGGAUGAUCCCGAAGAUGAGGUAGUUGCUUUUGCCAUAAAGGCAUGUCAAUUUUACUUCAUGUGGAAAGUGAGGAGAUUACGAAGUAUUGUUGAAAGCGAUGCAGAUAUCCCUGAUGCCGAGGUUGAUCAGCUGGUACUUCUACGUAAAGAUUUUGUCACGAACCUCAUACAAACCUUCUCCUCUCGAGGAUUUAACGAUGAUCUCCGUCUUUUCGCUGUCGGCACUGCUUGCGAUCUGUGCGGACUAUUCGUUUUCCUACGACCUAUAAUUGAAGACCCGCAAGUCUCCAAAUACAGGAAGCUGCGCCCUCUCCUCGAAGAGAUGCCCUCAGCCCUGAUCACUCAGGAGAUUAUUCCGAUAUUCGACGCAGCAGAACAAGCAUACGCGAAAAGAGCCAAUAAGCAACUCAACGAACCUACAGACGACGAAGACCCCUUAGAUGACGAACUACCACCUGAGGAUGACGAGGAUGAGGAGCUCACGGAACAAGAGCGUUUCGCGGCUGAGUUAAAAGCCGAGAAGAUCCUAUGCGAGCUAACUGGUAAACUUGUCCUUGCCAUCUUAGCCAAGACUAUCGACCAUACUGGGCCAGAUGCCGGCAAGCUACGAAAGCGGCUGAACCGUAACAAGACGAGGCUAGGAAACAACUACAAGGAUGUCGUCGCUUAUUUAGACGAGGACCACCUUCGCGAACUGAGAGGCGGAAAGAAGAAGGCCUCAGCUAAGGCUAAAGGCAAGGAGCCCGCGAAGAAGCCUGCGCUCAGCGCGGAGCUAGUAAUCGAGGAUGAUGACGAUGAUCAUAUAAUACUAGAGGACCCAUUCGAGGAGGAACCUGAGCCCGAAGAGGGCACGGUUGAGGACCUCAGACGAAGAGAACUGCUCGACGAUCCCAUCGAGGAGGACUCGGAAGAGGAAAGACCAGCGGCCGGAGAGCCGAUGGAAGACGACGAGGUGAUCGGGGAUUAA
Messenger RNA from Daldinia childiae, 3540 nucleotides. RefSeq names its product Cohesin subunit psc3. Gene Ontology annotation, molecular function: chromatin binding. NCBI's taxonomy places the organism in Eukaryota, Fungi, Ascomycota, Sordariomycetes, Xylariales, Hypoxylaceae. The record is from RefSeq and is a predicted model, not a curated record. Gene Ontology annotation, cellular component: cohesin complex; chromatin; nucleus. The transcript has 3 exons. Gene Ontology annotation, biological process: sister chromatid cohesion. Bases 1 to 3540 code for a protein of 1179 amino acids.